Alternaria triticimaculans is the source of this 477-nucleotide messenger RNA. RefSeq lists its product as uncharacterized. Bases 1 to 477 code for a protein of 158 amino acids. NCBI's taxonomy places the organism in Eukaryota, Fungi, Ascomycota, Dothideomycetes, Pleosporales, Pleosporaceae. The transcript is spliced from 2 exons. The record is from RefSeq and is a predicted model, not a curated record.
AUGGAUGUGUGUCUUGCUGUGCUGCCGUGGAAAAUCCUUUGGAACCUGCAAAUGCGUACCGCAGAGAAGAUCGGUGCAGAUGAAUCGUACAACUCCAUCAUAUGGGCCGUCGCAGAGUGUUCCAUGGCCAUCGUGGCUACCUCGAUUCCCGUACUUCGCGUCAUUUUCAGGCAGGCGUUCAACUCGGCGAUGGAAGGCUACACGGGCCAGAGUAAAAGCAAAUCAAGAUCGAACCCUUCCAACGCUGGGAGCUCGGGGAACCGAUUGAGCACACGACAAUUGAGCAAGAAGACGCCAGAUAUAUCGGUCAGCGGAGAAUCUGUGAAGGAAGUGUUCGGACGUGGAUCACGUGGAUCCAAGAACUAUGUAGAGCUAGAUGAUUUGGUAGUCGACGAGGCGACUGGGCGCGCUACUGCUUCGUCUCUAGAGUCUCUGGCAAACGAUGGCGAGCGCCAUGUGCUAAACUGGCACGUGUAG